Messenger RNA from Micropterus salmoides (largemouth bass), 3204 nucleotides. RefSeq names its product immunoglobulin mu DNA binding protein 2 (gene ighmbp2). The record is from RefSeq and is a predicted model, not a curated record. The coding region runs from base 158 to 3136 and encodes 992 amino acids. Lineage: Eukaryota; Metazoa; Chordata; Actinopteri; Centrarchiformes; Centrarchidae. Gene Ontology annotation, molecular function: 5'-3' DNA helicase activity; DNA binding; zinc ion binding. The transcript is spliced from 16 exons.
GCAAACACAAUAGAAGAAGACGACGUCAGUCAAACAAACCCACUGUAGUAGGAGAUAUUACCACAAUUCUUCCAAGUUGUCCCGCAUGAUUAACAUUUCCUUUUCAUUCUGCUGCUCUUCAGGUGUCUUUUCAGAUAGUUAACAUUAACGGUGAGUGAUGGCGAUUGAACAAUUUGUGUCAAAGACGCUCGAGCUUCUGCAGGAGGAGAGGGAGGCUGAAAUAGAGGAGACCCGGAUAUGGCAGGAAAACAUCUCUCUCAAGGAUCUUCAAAAUAAAGGAGUUUGCCUGCUGAAAUUGCAGAUAGGAAGUCAGUCCACAGGUCUCUAUGGUCGCACAGUAGUCGUCCUUGAGCCAAGAAAGCAUCUUGGUUUCUUAUCUCUGCCAAGCAACAGCUUUGGACCUGGGGACAUAGUUGGCUUGUACGACACCGGCGGAUGCACCGCAGCCUCACAGAUCGGCACAGGAAUAGUGACGAGGGUCAGCCAAGCUUCUGUAAGCGUGGCCUUUGACGAUUCUAAGGGUGGUCUCAGCUUUGAUACAGAUGCUCUUUACAACCUCUUAAAGUUGGCAAAUGACGUCACUUACAAACGAAUGAAAAAGGCCUUGAAUGAAUUAAAUGGAUACAGAAAUGGACCAGCUGCUAAUCUUAUAAAUGUUCUUUUUGGAGAAUCAAAACCUUCGUCUCAAUCACAGCCAAAUGAAGUGGAGUUCUUUAACUCAAACCUGGAUGAUUCCCAGAGAGAAGCUGUGUCCUUUGCUUUGUCUCAGAGGGAACUGGCUGUGAUUCAUGGACCACCAGGCACUGGGAAAACUACUACAGUGUUGGAGAUAAUCCUGCAAGCAGUCAAACAAGGCCAAAAGGUCCUGUGUUGUGCCCCCUCUAAUGUGGCUGUGGAUAAUUUAGUGGAGAGGUUAGCCUGGUGCAAGGCGAAGGUCCUGAGGCUGGGUCACCCUGCCAGACUGUUGGAGUCCAUACAGAAACAUUCACUUGACGCCAUCCUCGCUCAGAGUGACAACGCAAACAUCAUCGCAGACAUCCGUAAAGACAUUGAUAAAGCAUUUAUGGGAAUGAAGAAGCGUGAAAAAGGAGAGCGAGUGAACUUCAAAAGGGAAAUAGGGGAGCUAAGAAAAGAACUGAAAACCAGGGAAGCAACCGCCAUCACCCAGAUCCUAAAAAGUGCUGAUGUUGUGUUAUCAACCAACACAGGUGCUUGUGAUGGCAGCCCUCUGAAGUUCCUGCCUGAGGCGCAUUUUGAUUGGGUGGUGAUAGACGAGUGCGCUCAGGCCCUGGAGAGCAGCUGCUGGAUCGCCCUGCUCAGAGCGCGCAAGUGCAUUCUGGCAGGAGACUACAAACAGCUACCACCUACUAUCAAAUCACAAACGGCUGCAUCUAAAGGCUUGUCUCUCAGUCUUAUGGAGAGACUAAUCCAGAUGUAUGGGGACUCAGUGGUCCGUAUGCUAACAGUUCAGUACCGAAUGAACAGUGCCAUCAUGGAGUGGGCCUCCAAAGAGAUGUACCAAGGAAGACUAACAGCUCACAGCUCUGUAGAGAGACAUGUGUUAAAAGAUCUUCCAGGAGUCGCCUGUGUCGAAGAGACCAGCGCACCGUUGCUUCUUAUCGAUACUGCGGGCUGUGGUCUGAGUGAGAUGGACGUCACAGAUGAGCAGUCCAAAGGCAAUCAAGGUGAAGUAGACAUUGUUGAAUUGCACAUAAAGGCCUUGACUGAAGCUGGGGUUAAAGCUAAAGACAUAGCUGUUAUUGCUCCGUACAAUCUACAAGUCGAUCUACUGCGCCAGAAACUGUCUGCGAGGCACCCAGAGCUGGAGAUAAAGUCAGUGGAUGGGUUUCAGGGCAGAGAGAAAGAGGCUGUGGUGUUGUCAUUAGUCCGGUCCAACAGAAAAGGGGAAGUUGGAUUUCUGGCAGAGGACCGAAGGAUUAAUGUGGCUGUUACACGAGCGAGACGUCACAUCACUGUAGUGUGCGACACUCAAACUGUCCAGAAUCAUGCUUUCCUGAAGUCCCUGAUCGAUCAUAUAACUGAGUUUGGCGAGGUGAGAACAGCAUUUGAAUACAUCCAAGACAUCGUGCCACAGAACUACACCCGCGACCACAAAGACACCAAGGCUAAUACGUCUGCCAGCAGCUCCACAGCCAACAAACAGAAAGUGAAAGAUCAGCCUCCCAGCAAGGCGAAGCAAGAACAGAGGAAGUCCACUGGUAGCAGCAGUAAUGAAAAUACUGCUAAUACUAAGUAUGCAAAGUCCAGCAUAACAACACUGACAGAAGAAGAGCAGAAGAAGAACAGAUACGCUGAGAUCAGAGAGCAGGUGGAGAGCUUUCUAAAAGACUUAAAUCGGAGUGAACUAGAGUUUCCAUCAUCGUUUAACUCUCAUGACCGCCUGCUGGUCCACCAGGUCGCUGAGGAGCUGGGCCUCGUUCAUGAGAGUAAAGGCGAGGGUAAAGACAGGUGUAUCACUGUCUCCAGGCCCCUGGUGUCAACACCAGCUGAACAGCCAACACAAAAGGAGGAGGAAGAGGAGGAGGGAGAAGAAGAAGAGGAAACUGUUGCAAAUCCCCAAAGACAGACACUGUGUCAACCACCAUUAGACCUGAAAAGUUUACAUUUGGAGCGGAUGAAGAGGGAGCAGCAGAAAAGGGAAGAAAAUGCUCAACAAAAAAAGCAACAGAACAUCCCACCAGCUCUGGCCCAGUCAUCGAAGAAGCCCAAGUCAGUUAAAGGAAAGAACCGAACGAAGGCAGGCGCCUGCGACAUUGCUGCUGCCGCCGCUCCAGAUGAUGACUUUGACACACUUAUCAACGCUGUCAGGAAAGCUGAGAGUGUGUGCAGUUUUGUGAAGUGUAAAGCUUCAGUGCUAACACUUGGACAGCUUUGCCCGUUCUGCAACAGACAGUAUUGUCUCAGUCAUCAUAUACCAGAGGUUCAUGGCUGUGGAGACAAAGCCAAGUCUCAUGCUCGGAUGAGAAUAAGCAAAGAAGGCGUUCUUUAUGCCGGGAGUGGGAAGAAAGACAAAUCCAUGGACCCUAAUAAGAAAGCCUAUCUGCAGAGGAAACUGGACUCUAAACUGAAAGAUAUGGCAUCACAGAGGAAACCAAAAAACAAAGAGGACAAUUAAUGAUACCAGAACAACUCUAUACAUUUCAGUUCUGAACACGAAUAAACAAUUCAGAUGUUUCACAAUGC